Molecule: messenger RNA, 987 nt
Organism: Syzygium oleosum
Lineage: Eukaryota; Viridiplantae; Streptophyta; Magnoliopsida; Myrtales; Myrtaceae
Product: mitotic spindle checkpoint protein MAD2
Exons: 7
Coding region: 209-832 (207 amino acids)
Biological process (GO): mitotic spindle assembly checkpoint signaling
Cellular component (GO): kinetochore; nucleoplasm; cytoplasm
Source: RefSeq, a predicted model, not a curated record
UUUCCAAACGAGUCUCCGCUCGAAUCAGCCAUUUUCGCAGUCCGUCGUACUCACUCGCCGCCCUUCGCCCUUCGCCCUUCGCUUCGCGGCUCUGCGCUCUUUCCCACGGUCGGUUCGGGCGAUUUCUCCCUUUGGAAUCUCGCCGCUGCACUGCCCGGUCGGUUUGUUUGUUCGAUCUCUGUGGGGGGCGGGGGCGAACUCAUCUAGCAUGGCUGCGAAAACCGUCGCCAAGGACAUCAUCACGCUGCGCGGCUCCGCGGCCAUCGUCAGCGAGUUCUUCGGUUAUGCUGCAAACAGUAUUCUAUACAAUCGCGGGGUGUAUCCGGAGGAGAGUUUCGCGAAGGUGAAGAAGUACGGGCUUCCGAUGCUGCUUACUCAGGAUGAAGGUGUCAAAUCCUUCAUUGCCAACUUAAAUGCUCAGCUUUCGGAAUGGUUGGAAGCUGGCAAAUUGCAAAGGGUUGUUCUUGUUAUAAUGAGCAAGGCCACUGGUGAGGUGUUAGAGAGGUGGAACUUCAGCAUCGAGACUGAUGACGAGGUCGUCGAGAAGGGAGUCUCGAGAGAAAAGAGCGACAAAGAGAUCAUGAGGGAGAUUCAAGCAAUUAUGCGACAGAUUGCUUCGAGCAUCACUUACUUGCCAUGCCUUGAUGAACCCUGUGUAUUCGAUGUGUUAGCAUACACUGAUAAGGACGUGGCGGUUCCGUUCACGUGGAUUGAGAGCGACCCUAAGUUGAUUGCCAAUCCACAGAUGGUUAAGUUGCAUUCUUUUGACACAAAGAUACACAAGGUGGACACGCUUGUAUCAUACAAGAACGAUGAAUGGGAUGAGGAGUAAUUUCCCUUGCGUCUUAAACGGGAUAUUGUGAAUCUUUUAUUCACAUUUUGUACGAUUUGAAUGGAAUGACCCCGAGAAACAAUGUCCUAAGUUCCUGUUACGAAUCUACCAAUUCUGUAAUUUUUGUUAAUGCACCCCGAAAAAUAUGGCAAUUG